AUGGGCAACGUCUGCCGGAGGCUCUGGGGGUACUUGAAGCCCUGUCUCCCCUGCUUCGCCCAGGAGACAGGCAAACAGGUGGCGCCGGAGCACACAGAGAGCCCCUGCCCCCCUGAGCCUCCCCGGCCGCAGGGCUCCUACUUCGUGGCCCUGUUCGAUUACCAGGCACGGACCGCAGAGGACCUGAGCUUCCGUGCGGGCGACAAGCUCCAGGUCCUGGACGCUUCCCACGAGGGCUGGUGGCUCGCCAGGCACUUGGAGAAAAGGGGCGUCGACUUGGGCCAGCGGCUGGAGGGCUAUAUUCCUUCCAACUAUGUGGCCGAGGACAGGAGCCUGCAGGCAGAGCCGUGGUUCUUUGGAGCAAUCAAGAGAGCAGAUGCAGAAAAUCAACUAUUAUAUUCAGGAAAUCAGACGGGUGCUUUUCUAAUCAGAGAAAGUGAAAGCGAGAAAGGAGGUUUCGCCCUUUCAGUUUUAGUUGAAAGGGCCGUGAAACACUACAAAAUCAGAAGACUGGACGAAGGGGGCUUUUUCCUUACUCGGAGAAGAACUUUUACAACGUUGAAUGAAUUCGUGAGCCACUACACCAAGAUAAGUGAUGGCCUGUGUGUCAAGCUGGAGAAACCAUGCUUAAAGAUACAAGUGCCAACUCCUUUUGAUUUGUCAUAUAAAACUGUGGACCAGUGGGAGAUAGAUCGCAACUCUGUACAGCUUCUGAAGCGAUUAGGUUCCGGUCAGUUUGGCGAAGUAUGGGAAGGCCUCUGGAACAAUACUACUCCAGUAGCAGUAAAAACGUUAAAACCAGGUUCAAUGGAUCCAAAUGACUUCCUGAGGGAGGCUCAGAUAAUGAAGAACCUAAGACAUCCAAAGCUUAUCCAGCUUUAUGCUGUUUGCACUUUAGAAGAUCCAAUUUAUAUUAUUACAGAGUUGAUGAGACAUGGAAGUCUGCUAGAAUAUCUCAAAAAUGAUUUUGGAUCAAAAAUCAAUCUGACUCAACAGGUCGACAUGGCAGCACAAGUUGCCUCUGGAAUGGCCUAUCUUGAGUCCCAGAACUACAUCCAUAGAGACCUGGCUGCUAGAAAUGUCCUUGUGGGUGAACAUAAUAUCUACAAAGUGGCAGAUUUUGGACUUGCAAGAGUGUUUAAGGUAGAUAAUGAAGACAUUUAUGAAGCUAAACACGAAAUAAAGCUGCCAGUGAAGUGGACUGCACCUGAAGCUAUUCGUUCUAAUAAGUUCAGCAUUAAGUCCGAUGUGUGGUCAUUUGGAAUCCUUCUUUUUGAAAUCAUUACUUAUGGCCAAGUCCCUUAUAGUGGAAUGACAGGUGCUCAGGUAAUCCAGAUGUUGGUCCAAAACUAUCGACUCCCUCAACCAUCUAACUGUCCACUGCCAUUCUACAACAUCAUGUUGGAGUGCUGGAAUGCAGAGCCUAGGGAUCGGCCAACAUUUGAGGAACUGUAUUGGAAACUUGAAGAUUUUUUUGACUCUGCAUAUUCAGAUGCAAAUAGCAUUGUAAGAUGA
Molecule: messenger RNA, 1515 nt
Organism: Pipistrellus nathusii (Nathusius's pipistrelle)
Lineage: Eukaryota; Metazoa; Chordata; Mammalia; Chiroptera; Vespertilionidae
Source: the annotation of a GenBank genome assembly